GCCGCGCCGCGCGUUGCCCCCUGACAGCGACCGCGCCCGACCGCGCGACCAGCCUACCCUCGCCCUCGUCCGAGCCCGACCCUCGCUAGGUAACGUACGAGUGCCCAUCCGCUCCCGACCCCGUGCCCGCUCCCCCGACAUAUGUAGCUACUACCAGACGCUAUCGGUGACAACAGUCGCCGCUACCGCGCUCGUAUCUGAACUAGUACUGGUGUUCGGCGGCAGUGAUCGUGUUCAUCGUGCGUUCCACUCUCGACUGUUCUCAUGCUCUAUUGAACCUUUCAAAUGACAUCAGUAGAUGAAUUCGUGAAUUCAUCAGCAUGGCUUGUAAAGGUGUCGGGGGCGAAGCGCGGGCGCGAGCGGUAUGCGGCCCCUACGGCAGACGCCCAUGGAGGUCGGAUAGCGGCGCGCGCGCCGCCCCCGCGCCCGCUCACCCCGCCUCACCCCGACGACAACAUGGAACUGGUGUCUGUGCCCCGGCACCGACCACUCGCCUUCGAUAAGAUGGAAGCUUUAUUAAAAGAAAUGCAGGAUCCAGAGACCGGUGUUCCGGUGCGGAGUCAAAAAUUAUUUCUUUGCGUCAUACCUGCUGCUUUUCAGGCAUGCGAUCUUAUCGAAUGGCUAAUGUCACGGUUUAAAUCAUUAGAGUCUACCAAUGCUGACGCAUUAGCUUUAGCAAAUCAACUCUGUCAACAUGGUUACUUCUUUCCUGUCAACGAUUUGAAAAACCUUGUGGUCAAAGAUGAUUCUUCUCUUUUUAGAUUUCAAACUCCUUACUACUGGCCAUGGCAAGGCCCACGCGUGGCCGGAGGGGGCUCUUGUGCGCCCACGCUGGGCCCGGACAACGUGGAGUACGCCAUCUACCUCGUCAAACGUACACUACGCAACAAGCAACGCCAUGCCCUAGAAGAGUACGAGCAGGAAGCCCUCGCCAAUCUCAAGAAGAAUCUCGCUGCGAAGUGGGACUUCAUCACAAUGCAGGCCGAGGAACAAGUUCGGUUAGCAAAAGACCGGAAAAAGGGUGAUAAAGUAGUGAGCGACAGUCAAGAACGGGCCUACUGGAGGGUUGCACGACCACCUCCAGGAGUAAACAGCGCGCUCGAACAUUGCCCAGUGCCUGUGAGAACGAGACAACCUAAGCCUAAGAAACGCACUAUUCAACAAAUUACUCGAGAGAUUGAGCAUCUAAAGGCGAGCCUGGAUCGUACGAGAGUGAAGACUUCUAUUGCCCUCGAGGCCCUUAUGGCCUACUCGGAAACCUUCGCUGCGUACGAUUCCAUGCUGACGCCGCCGCUACCCUCUAAUCCUUGGAUCAGCGAAGAUCCAAUCUAUUGGCAGAUCAAUAGCCCAGUUGUGGAGGUGCCAAGUGAAAAGCGCGUACAACGAUGGGCCGUUUCAAUAGAAGAAUUAGUGUCAGACCCUACUGGCCUUCUAGAAUUCACUAGUUUUCUUCGAAAAGAGUAUUCACAUGAGAACAUUCGUUUCUGGCUUGCGGUCAUGGACCUACGGCGCAGUAGUACUAAACAAAUUCCCAAGAAACUUGGAGAUAUUUACGAGGAGUUUCUAAAACCUGGUGCGCCGUGCGAGAUAAACAUUGACGGCGCGACCGCGGAGCGUGUGACCGAGGGCAUCAGGAGUGGUUCCCGGUAUGCCCUGGACCACGCUGCGGACCACGUUUACGGGCUCCUGCUCAAGAAAGACUGCUACCCUCGAUUCAUUCGCUCUGAUCACUUCCAGCGGCUGCUUGCUGAGGGCCGGAACGUGUAUCAGAAAAAAGCGAAAUUUUUCAAUUUCGGCGGGCAAGUGAAGAAGAAGCCCGGCUCGACGAGUGGCAGUGGCGGCAGCAGCGGUGGACCGUUGUCUCGGCGCCGCGGUUCCGACCGCUCGCUGUCUGGCUCGGCGCACGAGCUGGCUGUGUGUGCAGCACAGCCGCCGCCGCGGUCUAACGAGCCACCGCCUCACAGCCACUCGCAAUCCAAUCUGUGCGAAAUAAUCUUCAGGGAUCCGCUAGAUGACGACACGUCGGAUGUACUUCCAUGGGAGAGUUCCUCUCGGGAAUCUUCGUACGGGACUAGGCGGCGGCAGGACUCGACCGCCGACUCCGGCAGCUCAUCCUCGGAUGUCAGUGCGGCGGUGGCCACGAGCGAGCGCAUUAAGCGCCUCCCGCAGCAAAGCACCCUCGAUGGCGGUUUGCGCGGCGCUGCGCCGCCGCUACGCCGCCUGUCGGCCGUGGAGCCACGCCAUCUGGCGCCGCUGGGUUCGCCGCCGCACUCGCCGCGGCUGCCGCGGGUGGCACCCGCGCCUCCUCCUCUGCCGGCACCCGUUUCGGUGCACCACCCCACACCCACCAUCAGCGUUAGCUCGGCGCCGGAUGAGGAAUCGGUGAACUCGCCUACACGCACCGCCUCGCCCGAGGAUCGCCGCUCGCUGGCGCAUUCCGAGGAACCGUCCUCAGUGUUCGCGUCGGCAGACGUCACGCCCACGGAACCGGCCCUCGCCUUCGCUGAUCGGUGUAUGUUGGUCAUCGACGCGGAAACUGCGACCGACGUCGAAGCUGAUCCCAAAACUAAUACUUUAGAUGUUAAUUUGAAAGCGACAUUAGACGACACGGCGACUAUAACCGCGUCUAUAAGCUCGUGUGACGAUUCGCGAACGGAAACGAGGGAAGAAUCGCAUGUCGACUCGCGAGAUGUAUCACACGCGGACUCUAAGGAAGAGUUGACGAGAUCUUCCGAGGAUGAACCUGCGUCCGUGCGCCUCCCGCCAUCCAGGGAAGCGUCUGUGUCGAUAGAGGAUAAGUCGCUGCCGAGUAGGUAUGAACAAAAAAAAGAAGAUUUAGCUUGUCAAAUGGAAAGUGAGUCUGCGAGUGUUGUGAAUAGUGUGGUUCCGAUACCGGAGGCGAAUACAAGGAACGAUCCGGAGGCGCCGGCCACAACGAGUGUUGCCCAGGAGACAGCUGCUACGCAAUCUCCGGGCGCGUCUGCACCGGCGCCAGAGCGUGUGGUAGCGGACACGCCAGCCAGCCCUGUGGCGCCGCUCGCGGUCUGCGAAGACAUCGGCGCAGACGACGACCACGUAGACAAAGUGCCUUCGGUGCCACCGCAGAGAGUCUCCGGAGAUUCCAAGGCGGCGACCGAUUCUAACACGUUGAAAAAAAUUGCUCAUAGAGACGAACUGUCGUCGGUUUCUCAAUCUGAUAUUGUUAAGCGUGAUAGUAAGAGCGGAGUCAGUGAUCGUAAGCAGCGAAACGACAUUUGUCCCUGGGAGGACGAGAAUUCCUGCGACAGUGACGCGCCCUUUGUUAAAACUUAUGCAACGCUCGGUUAUUUAUAAUUUACGUAGGCGAAUGUCGAGACUAUUUUAUGACGUCAGGGUUAUAGACAAAAAUAUUUAAUUUUUUAUCUUAGACCCUAUGUUUCGAUUGUCACAAGAGUUAGCUCUUAAUUGUGUAAUUACGAAUAUAUGAAUAUUUUGAAGUAAA
Messenger RNA from Pararge aegeria (speckled wood butterfly), 3481 nucleotides. RefSeq lists its product as uncharacterized. Bases 286 to 3333 code for a protein of 1015 amino acids. The record is from RefSeq and is a predicted model, not a curated record. Gene Ontology annotation, biological process: intracellular signal transduction; G protein-coupled receptor signaling pathway; regulation of G protein-coupled receptor signaling pathway. The transcript has 14 exons. NCBI's taxonomy places the organism in Eukaryota, Metazoa, Arthropoda, Insecta, Lepidoptera, Nymphalidae.